Juglans regia (Persian walnut) is the source of this 1275-nucleotide messenger RNA. Its product is annotated as CRIB domain-containing protein RIC7. Bases 485 to 1102 code for a protein of 205 amino acids. The record is from RefSeq and is a predicted model, not a curated record. The transcript has 4 exons. NCBI's taxonomy places the organism in Eukaryota, Viridiplantae, Streptophyta, Magnoliopsida, Fagales, Juglandaceae.
UUCUCUUCUCUUCUUCUUGAUUCAAUAUCGCUAGAGAUCAAUGAUUUUCAGUACAUAUUUUCUUGGUUUUCUUACUACUUUGAAAAUUUUGAUUGUCUCUGUAAUACCGAUGAAAUGAGGUUUUUGUCAUCAAAUUCGGUCGGAAGAUGUGAUCUGAUUUCAGCAUCCCAUGCAUGCAACAUUUGGCACUUUUAGCAAUUUUUGUUCAUCUCUCCAUUUUUGAUCUCGAGGCAUGCUUUCCCCACAAAACCUUUUCUGUUUCUUCCUUAUUCCUAAAUUUUAAUCUAAACCUUUUUGAGAGAGUUUUGGAAGAUUCAAAAACUCAAAACCCCACCAGCAUUUCUCAUUUGUAAAAGAAAACAUAAUCCCAGUCGAAAGCUUCUUUCUCAUGAUUUAUCAGGAGGUGCCCAAAUUAACGCGCACCUCAUGCUCUUUCGCAGGGUAAGGUUUCUUCUGGUGCAUAUAGCCAAGUGCUUCAGCCCAAAUGGCGACGAAGGUGAAGGGUCUUUUGAAAGGCCUAAGAUAUAUUUCACAAAUAUUUGAUGAGAAAGAACAGGACAUGCAAAUUGGUUAUCCCACUGAUGUAAAGCAUGUUGCGCACAUUGGAUGGGACGGCCCCUCUGCCAAUACGCCGAGCUGGAUGAGAGAGUUUGAAUCUUCAGGGGAAGUUUCAUCCAGGUCUUUGGACUCUUUUGGAGAAGAUAAAUUAUCAUCCAAAGAUAUAAAAAAAACUGGCACUGGAAUUGAAGAAUCCCUGCUACGACAUGCUAAAUCAACCGGAACUGACUCAUCUGCUAACUCCUCUCAAUGGAGUUGUGAUGCACCAAAGCACUCCAGGCGCCACCACUCGACGGAUGUGUCAUCAGAUUCCCCUAAUCGAGAUUCAUCAGGCAGUUCACGACACGCAAGACGGAGCAGACAUAUGAAACUUGGAAAUGACUCGCUAACACCAGAUCUACCUACUGUCCCCAAACAAUCUCGCCGUAGGAAGUCAAAGGGGUCAUCUGGUGGUGGUUCAUCAAAGUCACAGAGGCCAAAAGACCAUAAUGCUUCACCUGACAUCCCUUUCAUAGAUAUGGGAUCCGGUUCUGGAUCUGUGUAAGACUGAAAAACAUUUAGAAACGCCUAAAUUAGAUUUUGGAAGAGUAGAGGGUUUGAUGGGAACUCAAGAGGGAAAGUGUGAUUUGUGUAAGUUAGAGGUUUUAACCUGAUCUUCUAGUUGAAGAUGUGACUCAAAUGAUCUUAUUUGUCAUUAUAUUCUUCUUUGGAUUUUUG